This is a messenger RNA of Leguminivora glycinivorella, 2756 nucleotides long. RefSeq lists its product as uncharacterized. Bases 154 to 2682 code for a protein of 842 amino acids. NCBI's taxonomy places the organism in Eukaryota, Metazoa, Arthropoda, Insecta, Lepidoptera, Tortricidae. The transcript is spliced from 18 exons. The record is from RefSeq and is a predicted model, not a curated record.
UAUUUACCGGCGGUUUUUCUGUAAAAUAUUAGGGACGAUUACAAUUUUACCAUUUACUAAGUGAAAUGGAGACCCCAUAAUUAGAAAACCCGUAUUUUUUGUGGAUUGUUUGUGCAGUUUUACUAAGUAUGGAUAACAAAAAAUAAUUACUCAAUGGAGGAAGAUUUACUUGAUGAAAAUGCGAUUUCACCUCAAGAUGAAGCGGAAAAAACCUCGAAACCACCCGAAGACACGGUCGAAGAAUGGGCCCCGUGGCGACUCGUGGUGUCCAUUAAGAACCCCCACGCACCCCCGCCUGUUGCCGUGAGGUCCCCUCCCGAUGGACACGCCUGGGACAUUGCUCAGGUUCUAAAAGCAGCCUAUCUCCUUUCAAAACCACCCAAGAAGGUAAACUUCGCUGACGAACAGCAAAUGCGAUGCGUCUACUCUCUCAUCUACGACGUUUUCCGAUACAAGUCCAUACUAGAACAAGCAAUAGAGGACAUCGACUUUUUCGGGGACUUCCCAGAGUACGCCGUCAACCGCCACACAGUCUGGCUUUUCCUCAUGGAGCUAACCCGCCGCCGCUGGGGCGCGAGGCCACGAGGCGAGGCCGAACGCGCGGCGAAGCUGUUGAAAGAAGCAGGGUCUCCAUUCCAGGACAUCGAGAAUACUGUCUGGGAGCAAAGGGUUCACUUUGCUGCCGCUAUAGCCAGGAUACGAAUUAAGAAUAGGGCUUUCUCAUUAAGCGAACUUCUGCCACCACAUCUGAGGGAUGAACCUUUGGCGACGUGUGUCAACAAAGAAUCUGUUACUGGAUGGGUCAAUACUUUUAAAGCCACGAAAGUAGCGAAUCUUGUGAUGAAGCUGCACGAACUGGGUUACUCAUACAGUGGAUCACGACAGCUGUGUGCGGGAGAGUACAGAUUCGACCGCGUGUGCCCAAGGUUCAUCACGCUGCGGCCUCCAGCUGAUAAAACCAUUGGGCAGCUGGACCUCGUCAAAGAUGGAAUCAUCGUGUUGCAGGAGCGCGAAUUCUGUGAAGGCGCAUCAACCCUCUGCCGAGCGCUGCGAGCAAACAGCCUCCGCGGCGUAGUGGCCCAGACUCACGCUUCCUCCCCUCGCUGCUCGGCGUACUUGGCUGCUCAGUUGAGGGAGUUGGGUGCCGUGCUGAAGGCCAGCGCACCAGCAGCGCCAGCAACACCACAACUUGGGAAACUCGUGGUCUUCGGGGCGGGAGACAAGGUAUCCAGCUACGUUGGCGCCCUCCGAGAGCUCGGCAUCGAGGCCUCCGAAGCCCCCCAAUCCAGCGCCCCCGUCUGCGUGAUCAGUGAGGCUGUAUACUGCGACACGCCAGUGGUGACCAGCGCGCUGGAUGGCGUGGUAGCUGUGCUGGCUACACCGCCUAACUCUUACUCUGCUGUAACUGACCCUAUCGAUCUUGUCUGUGGGAGGGGAGGAGACUUGGCCAUGCUUGAGAUAUUAACAGAAUCCGAAAUGGACGCUAAAGGCAGAGAAAGAGUUCAAUCUAUACUGGAGGAGCAGAAGAAAACCCUCAAGACACUAUUAUCAAAGCCCCAGAUCCAGUUAAUCCUGUACGAAACCCACUCCGCUCUCGAGGCCGAAAACCAAGCUCAAGUCACACGCGCCGUAGCCGAGGCCAACCGCCUCGCCCGCGAGAGGCAUGUACUACUUAAGAAGAAGCAUAAAGACCACCAUGGUUCUAGUUCCAAGAAAGACGUCACCGACGUGGCAAGCACGGAAUCAUCUUCGUCCCUUGAUAACACGCUGUCGCAAGUGGGCUUUGAUAGAGAUUACUCUAUAGCUAGCCAGUCGAGACCAGCUUCCGCGUGUACUAACAGUUCCAGACCGCCAACAGCCAGCGUUCUGAAGAAGCAAGCUGAGCGAUCGCAGCAGAAUUCGCGUCCGGGCACCACCAGCAAAGUCCGGCCCAUACCCGAGGCUCCUGUAGUGAACGCACCGCGAGACCCUGACGAGGACAUCCCGGAUGUAUAUGUGCCAAACUGCGACUUGUUUGAAAUCCAGACGCUGCCGAAUCUUGGAAACGGUUUAGAUAUCAACUACAUUUUAGACAGGGAUGGAUGUUACCUCGGUCUCAUCCAGAGGAAGGAGAUCACCCGGCUAGACGCGAAGUACAUGAUUCAAGUGGCGGAGGAGCGCGGGCUGUUCGGCGCGGGCGCGCCGGCGCCGGCGCCGCAGCGGCGCAAGAAGGAAGCCAGCGCGCCGAAGCGGCGCCGCAAUAACAAGGGAACCUUCGAGGUGGAGCGCAUAGCCGCGCCGACGUACGCGUCUCUCUCGCGUUCGUCGCGGCGGAACAGCGCGCCGGUGCCGGCGCCCCCGUCGGCGGAGGCGUCGGGCCCGCGGCUGGCGGCGCUGGCGCCCGAGCCCGAGCUGCCGCGCGUGUGCUCGCGCCACGAGCGCCGCCAGGCCGCCGCCGGCUCCGUGCACUGCGCCUGCGACGCGAGGCACAGGUUAUACUCCCACCACCGACCGCGGCGCAUGUCGGCGGACGCGGCGUCGCCGCCGCCGCCGCCGUGCCGGCGCCCGUUCCCGCUGGUGGUGCACGAGCUGCGCCUGAGCCGCUACUCCAAGGACUCGCUCGAGCCGCUGCCCCGCCGAGACCUGCCGCCGUGCCCUCUGCUCACGCACGACAAGUAUCACAACUUCUUGUCUCACGUUUGAUGAGUUGAAAAAGUAAAAAAAAAAAAACUCCAACUCUGGCCCCGUAGCCGAAUAGCAUUUCUACGACGCGAAAC